This is a messenger RNA of Diprion similis, 1134 nucleotides long. Its product is annotated as vesicle transport through interaction with t-SNAREs homolog 1B-like. The record is from RefSeq and is a predicted model, not a curated record. Gene Ontology annotation, biological process: regulation of protein localization to plasma membrane; spindle pole body duplication; intra-Golgi vesicle-mediated transport. Gene Ontology annotation, cellular component: late endosome membrane; SNARE complex; microtubule organizing center. NCBI's taxonomy places the organism in Eukaryota, Metazoa, Arthropoda, Insecta, Hymenoptera, Diprionidae. Gene Ontology annotation, molecular function: SNAP receptor activity; microtubule binding; calcium ion binding. Bases 339 to 683 code for a protein of 114 amino acids. The transcript is spliced from 2 exons.
AGUCAACGUUCCAUCUAUCAGCGGUUGCUAAAUGUCGGGACACUUGCGCUCCAAACCAAAACUUCUCCAACUAAUAACAUAACCUGCAAAGAAACGUCAAAAGUGUCAGUGUCGUUCGUGUAGUUCCUUCAAAGUACCUACGAGAGUUUGUUUGUGUUGAAACUUUUAAGUUGUUCAUUCGUAUGCAUCGCGUGUAGAUGUUGACGAAGCUGAAUUUAUGGAGAUUAUGACCAAGUCCGAGAAUUGGGCUUGAAAUAGAAAUCGACUCACGUAGCAGCAAUUGUUCGUUUUUCAAUUGGUAUACAUCUUGUGAAAAAAAAAACUUUCAAAUAUAUAAAAUGAAUUCUGCCACCGAUUGGGAAGCCGAACAUCGACGAACACUUAUGGAGAGUCGUGCAACCCUAGUGCGUUCCGCGUCUUCGGUUGCACGAUCGCAACGCAUUGCAGCCGAAACUGAACAAGUUGGAACAGAAGUGGUGGCAGAAUUAGGAGAACAGCGAGAAACGUUACUGCGGGCUAAAAGGCGCUUAUCACAAACUGAUCAAGAGCUAACCAAAACGCAAAAAAUUCUUCGUACAAUGACAAAAAGAGUUUUAACGAAUAAAUUUAUUUUAAUAUUGAUCAUCAUCCUUGAACUGGGAAUUCUCGCCGCUGUCGUUUAUUUGAAGUUCUUUAGAAAAUGAUUCGCACAUCAGAAUCAUUGACGCUUGUAGCUGUGUAUCGAUCGAUAUUCAAGCAUUUAAAUUUUAUGUACAUACAACUAUCUUCUACUCAAUAAUCAAUUUGCUAUGUUAAAAAAGCCAAUACCUGAGAUAUGUAUCUUCUACAUGUAAUACGGCUUCUAGAUCGAUUAUAAAACAGUUUUUAUCUCAAUGGUAAAUUUCAAGAAAACGAUAAGCUGCUGUUGUGAAUAAAGUAUAAUAGCAAUGGAUUCUUUGAAUGAGAACUCAAAUCGUCUUGUAUUAUUUCUAGUUUUAUAUCAAGUAAAUGACACUAUAUACAAGCCAUAAAUCCGGGUGAUUUGGUAAAAGGGACAGCUCCGUUUUAUACCAGUAGCACAGGACACUUACUUUCACCAAAUAUUACGAGUUACAAUAAAAUUUAAUUGUUAUUAUAAAAUGCAAAUAUUCUUCU